AUGGAGAAUAAGGCACAGGACGGACGGCAUCUUAGCGGCCUGGCACCAGGACCAGGACAGGACCAGGACCAGGACCAGCAAGGGCUGGGGUUUGCAGCAAUGAGCCAGCGGCGACCAGGACCGUCUGGUGUGCAGAUCACCGAGGCCCGCCUAUGGCACGCAAGCCGGCCAGGCCCCCGUCGUGUCCGCCCGUCAGACGUGCAGGCCGCAGUCAUACUACACGCCCGCUCUAGCGUAGACGACGGGCAGGCAGACCCUCUGUCGGUCCCAGCAGCCAUGCAUCCGUCGCUCUGCCGGACUUGGGCGACUCCAUCACUGACUGGCCCUGUCGGCUCCUACCACAGCGACCCGAUGCCCGGUACCCGUCUCGCUGCUUCUGCUGCUGUUACCACUAUUGCUGCUGCUGCUGCUGCUGGCCAAAGACGGGCGGGUAAGGCGGCCUCGUCAUCUCAUGAGCCUGGCUGUCGAGGCGGUGGGCCAUGGAUGCUCUGUCGACGCCUUUUGCAGCAUGCUGACAGGGCUAACGACCAAGGCCCCAACUGGCUCGGCCACUGGCUCGUAACCCUACCCUACCCUACCCUACCUUACCCUAACACUGCGGACGUACGCGGGACGAUUCCUUUAGAUCGCAAGGGCCAUGGCCCCGAAUCCCAUGCAAACCCCCAUGCACAGCCGGGCAAAGUGCCUGUAGGUGUAAGCAAGUCAUACUCUGGUCCUGCAGCACAAUCUCGACUCGCGUGGCGCGCCUUUAUCGUCGAAACCGAUGAUAGUCCUUGCCAAGCCAGCUGGCGCCAGCGGCGGUGGCAUGCUGCAUGGCCUACGCUUGGUGUUGAGGGGCAAUCCUCGCACGCGCCAUUACUCGCUCCUCCUGCUACUGCUACUGCUACGCUAGUCUGCCCACUCCGCCUUUGCUCGACCACAAACUACAACUACCCCGCCAUGUGACGCAACCCAUCACCCUCCGUCCCUGCCUGCCUGCACUACGCCCACCCCUACGCUACACUACACUACACUACACUGCACUGCACAGGCACACGCCCUACAAAGUAAAAAAGAAACUACUCGCCUUGCACACUCGUCUUCUAAUCCAUUUCUGGCUUCCCAACCAUCCACCCCACUUGCUUUGCCUCUGCUCCCCCCCAAAAUGCCCUACUGCAAAGCACAUGCAUCAUCCUUGGCCAAGCUGCGAUUACACUGCUCUAUUCUUCGACUCAUACAUUCGUUGCUUAUCCCCUUUCUAUCCCACCCCAACUCCACCAUGCCAACCCCCCCUUCAUUCCCCUUCGCCAUACAAUACAAGAGCCUACAUUUAACCCAUGAGUGUUUAUUGCACAACCUGAGCAAAAAAAAAAGAUAAUACGUUAGCACAGUUCUUACAUACAAUACACACAAUCACUGUCC
Bipolaris maydis ATCC 48331 is the source of this 1401-nucleotide messenger RNA. The record is from RefSeq and is a predicted model, not a curated record. NCBI's taxonomy places the organism in Eukaryota, Fungi, Ascomycota, Dothideomycetes, Pleosporales, Pleosporaceae.